AUGACAGAGGCUACUAAACGGCUGAUGAGUCAAGUCUUGAGUACUGAGAACAGCAAGAUAGCUGAACUCUUUAGUACUGAGAACAGAAAGAUAGCUGAACUCUUUAGUACUGAGAACAGAAAGAUAGCUGAACUCUUUAGUACUGAGAACAGAAAAAUAGCUGAACUCUUUAGUACUGAGAACAGAAAGAUAGCUGAACUCUUCAGUACUGAGAACAGAAAAAUAGCUGAACUCUUUAGUACUGAGAACAGAAAGAUAGCUGAACUCUUGAGUACUGAGAACAGAAAAAUAGCUGAACUCUUUAGUACUGAGAACAGAAAGAUAGCUGAACUCUUUAGUACUGAGAACAGAAAAAUAGCUGAACUCUUUAGUACGGAGAACAGAAAGAUAGCUGAACUCUUUAGUACUGAGAACAGAAAAAUAGCUGAACUCUUUAGUACUGAGAAGAGAAAGAUAGCUGAACUCUUUAGUACUGAGAACAGAAAAAUAGCUGAACUCUUUAGUACGGAGAACAGAAAGAUAGCUGAACUCUUUAGUACUGAGAACAGAAAGAUAGCUGAACUCUUUAGUACUGAGAACAGAAAAAUAGCUGAACUCUUUAGUACUGAGAACAGAAAAAUAGCUGAACUCUUUAGUACUGAGAACAGAAAGAUAGCUGAACUCUUUAGUACUGAGAACAGAAAAAUAGCUGAACUCUUGAGUACUGAGAACAGAAAAAUAGCUGAACUCUUGAGUACUGAGAACAUAAAGAUAGCUGAACUCUUUAGUACUGAGAACAGAAAGAUAGCUGAACUCUUGAGUACUGAGAACAGAAAAAUAGCUGAACUCUUGAGUACUGAGAACAGAAAAAUAGCUGAACUCUUGAGUACUGAGAACAGAAAAAUAGCUGAACUCUUUAGUACUGAGAACAGAAAGAUAGCUGAACUCUUUAGUACUGAGAACAGAAAGAUAGCUGAACUCUUUAGUACUGAGAACAGAAAGAUAGCUGAACUCUUUAGUACUGAGAACAGAAAGAUAGCUGAACUCUUGAGUACUGAGAACAGAAAAAUAGCUGAACUCUUUAGUACUGAGAACAGAAAGAUAGCUGAACUCUUUAGUACUGAGAACAGAAAGAUAGCUGAACUCUUUAGUACUGGGAACAGAAAGAUAGCUGAACUCUUUAGUACUGGGAACAGAAAGAUAGCUGAACUCUUGAGUACUGAGAACAGAAAAAUAGCUGAACUCUUGAGUACUGAGAACAGAAAAAUAGCUGAACUCUUUAGUACUGAGAACAGAAAGAUAGCUGAACUCUUUAGUACUGAGAACAGAAAGAUAGCUGAACUCUUUAGUACUGAGAACAGAAAGAUAGCUGAACUCUUGAGUACUGAGAACAGAAAAAUAGCUGAACUCUUUAGUACUGAGAACAGAAAAAUAGCUGAACUCUUUAGUACUGAGAACAGAAAGAUAGCUGAACUCUUUAGUACUGAGAACAGAAAGAUAGCUGAACUCUUUAGUACUGAGAACAGAAAAAUAGCUGAACUCUUGAGUACUGAGAACAGAAAAAUAGCUGAACUCUUUAGUACUGAGAACAGAAAGAUAGCUGAACUCUUGAGUACUGAGAACAGAAAAAUAGCUGAACUCUUUAGUACUGAGAACAGAAAGAUAGCUGAACUCUUUAGUACUGAGAACAGAAAAAUAGCUGAACUCUUUAGUAGACUGGGCUGGACCGGAGGCUGGGAGCCGGGCCCGACAUUCCAGGCGCCGCUGGCGCGCCACGAGUUAACUCUGCCGCGGGCACCGAAACCAACUUGGGCCGCCAAGCGAAGCCGGCAGCGAGAGACGCGCGCACAGCCGUCGGCGUCUCUCAAGUUUGUUAGCGGCGGGGGUGGCGGGGGUGGCGCGGCGCGGCGUGGAACGGAGCAGCGAGCAGCCAGCGGGCAGAGUUGCUUCGGUUUGACUUGCCCCUUGAAAGGCGGCUGUUAG
Schistocerca gregaria is the source of this 1962-nucleotide messenger RNA. RefSeq lists its product as uncharacterized. Gene Ontology annotation, biological process: attachment of mitotic spindle microtubules to kinetochore. Bases 1 to 1962 code for a protein of 653 amino acids. The record is from RefSeq and is a predicted model, not a curated record. Lineage: Eukaryota; Metazoa; Arthropoda; Insecta; Orthoptera; Acrididae. The transcript has 3 exons.